AUAAUAUUUCGAUGCUUAUUUAAAAAAAGUACAUUUAUUUAAAAAUUAAAAUAAUUACCGAAAAUUAAAAUAAUUUUUUCCAAAUUUCGAAAAAAAUGUCUACAAAUGGAAAUCGUUCGAAUAAUUUUUCCACCAAACCAUCGCCAAGUCAAGUAACAAAAAAUAAUGAGAAAAACAAUGAAAAUUUACAACAACAGAACGAAAUUGAUCCCGAUGAUCCUUGUAUAAAGAAAGAAGAAGAAAUUAAAAGAGAACCGUUAAUGUUUAAACCAACGAUUGGUUUAGAUCCAAGAUUUCAACAACAAAAUCAAACAUUGAGAUGUUAUGUGAGUUACGUCGAUUUUUUUCGUUGUGAAAAAAUUCUUGGAGAAAAUCAAGAAGCCUGCCAAUGGUUUAAAGAAAGUUACAAUACAUUUUGUCCCUUAAAAUGGAUUGAAGAAUUCGAUGAUGCAAGAAAUGAGGGACGAUUCCCUUGGCACAGAAAAGAUCAAGGCAAAUUUCCAGGCAAUAAAUAUGGCUAAUGGAUAAAAAUAAAUUUUUAAAUUAAUUCCCAAGAAUUGUAAAU
This is a messenger RNA of Leptopilina heterotoma, 565 nucleotides long. Its product is annotated as cytochrome c oxidase subunit 12, mitochondrial-like. NCBI's taxonomy places the organism in Eukaryota, Metazoa, Arthropoda, Insecta, Hymenoptera, Figitidae. Gene Ontology annotation, cellular component: mitochondrion; respiratory chain complex IV. The coding region runs from base 96 to 521 and encodes 141 amino acids. The transcript is spliced from 2 exons. The record is from RefSeq and is a predicted model, not a curated record.